Molecule: messenger RNA, 462 nt
Organism: Penicillium verhagenii
Lineage: Eukaryota; Fungi; Ascomycota; Eurotiomycetes; Eurotiales; Aspergillaceae
Product: 60S ribosomal protein uL23
Exons: 3
Coding region: 1-462 (153 amino acids)
Biological process (GO): ribosomal large subunit assembly; translation
Cellular component (GO): cytosolic large ribosomal subunit; ribosome
Molecular function (GO): structural constituent of ribosome
Source: RefSeq, a predicted model, not a curated record
AUGAUGUCCAAUAAACUAAUCAGUGUUACUUCCAUAGGCACCGGAAAGGCUAACGCUGCCGCCAAGGCAGUCGUGAAGGGAAACUCCCUUCACAAGUCCCGUAAGGUUCGCACCUCGACCACCUUCCACCGCCCCAAGACCCUCCAGCUCUCGCGGUCCCCCAAGUACCCCCGCGUGUCGAUCCCCCACCAGCCCGUCCUCGAUGCCCACAAGAUCGUUCUCUACCCUCUUAACACCGAGAGCGCCAUGAAGAAGAUUGAGGAGAACAACACCCUUGUCUUCAUCGUCGACGUUAAGGCCAACAAGCGCCAGAUCAAGGCUGCUCUUAAGAAGCUGUACGAUGUUGACACCCUCAAGGUCAACACCCUGGUCCGUCCUGACGGCUCCAAGAAGGCUUUCGCCCGUUUGACUGCUGACGUCGAUGCUCUUGACAUCGCCGCCACCAAGCUGGCUAUCGUCUAA